Messenger RNA from Lolium rigidum, 879 nucleotides. RefSeq names its product transcription initiation factor IIE subunit beta-like. NCBI's taxonomy places the organism in Eukaryota, Viridiplantae, Streptophyta, Magnoliopsida, Poales, Poaceae. Gene Ontology annotation, cellular component: transcription factor TFIIE complex. The coding region runs from base 4 to 879 and encodes 291 amino acids. The record is from RefSeq and is a predicted model, not a curated record. Gene Ontology annotation, biological process: transcription initiation at RNA polymerase II promoter. The transcript is spliced from 4 exons.
AAGAUGGAUCUGAACGAGAGACUCAACCGGUUCAAGCUGCAGCAGGAGAGGUGCCAGGUGAGCCUAUCCAGCAUCGCCGCGGCCAGAGCCCCGUCAUCCGCCCCAACAAAGCCCCAGCAGUAUGCUCCGAGGCCGGCUACGGCGAGGCCGUCCGCGCCCGCGCCCGCGGUUAGGUUCUCCGACGAUACGGCGAGGCUGCAAAAGAUGCACUCGGUCAGGAACUCCGCCGUCGGAUUGCAGAUCAAAGCCGUGAUCGAGCUGCUUUACAGGACGAGAAGGGCUCUUACGGCGAAGCAGAUCAACGAGGCGACUUAUGUCGACAUCGCCGGCAACAGCGCCGUCUUCGAGAGCCUCAGGAGCAAUCCCAAGGUGCACUUUGACGGGAGGGGCCUGUUCUCUUACAAGCCCACGCACGGCGUGACGGGGAAAGACGAGUUGCUUGCCCUCAUCAGGAGGUUCUGCGACGGCAUUACGGUCAAGGAGGUGGAGGAUGCGUAUCCAUCUGUGCUGGACGAUCUGCAGGCUCUGAAAUCCUCAGGUGACAUCUACUUGCUGUCGGGCGAGCAAGACAUUGUGUUCCCGAACGAUCCGAGGUCGAGGCUGGAGCUGGACAGUGAACUGAAGAAGCUGUUCUACGAGAUCAAGCUGCCCAAGGACAUGCUGGACAUCGAGAAGGAUCUCCGGAGGAACGGCGAGAAACCGGUGACAGACACGGCCAAGCGGAGGGCAGCGGCGGAGAUCUUCGGCAAGCCUUCCAAACCCAAGAAGGCAAGAAAGAAGCAGCGCGGGAUCACGAGCAGGACCAGGAUCACCAACGUACAUCUUCCUGGACUCUUGGAGCUGCCCAUGGACACGAAAGAUUUCAUGCGACUGAUGUAA